Molecule: messenger RNA, 2917 nt
Organism: Spirometra erinaceieuropaei
Lineage: Eukaryota; Metazoa; Platyhelminthes; Cestoda; Diphyllobothriidea; Diphyllobothriidae
Source: the annotation of a GenBank genome assembly
AUGACCAGCCCCCUCCCUCCUCGCAGUGCAGCGCGCACAGGUGGCCUGGAAGUCAGUGGCACGCCAGCACUAACAAAAAUCCUCAAGUACUGUGAAGCACCGUACGUAACUUACCUCCGACGAUGAAAGCUUGUUUUCAAGACGUCAGAACAAUAAAAUCAUGGUUCCUGUGAUCGCCUUGCCUUGUCAGUUAUAUCGGGGAAGACGCAUUUCCGCUCCAAUCUGUAAUAUUUUCGAGCCCACAGUGCAAGAGUCAGCACGACGGUGGGAGAAAUUCACCCCUCGCGUAUAUUCCACGUACACGACAGUCGAGUACUACCAAGGAGGCUAUCCCACAAGCUGCCUGUGAACACCCGGCCGGCGGAGCGAUGGGUGAUGAGGCAUGGCAGGCGAAUGACUCGAGCACUCCUCCAGGACUGUGACUGCUGAUUAAGACAAAAAUGCGCGUUCCCGUGUAUAACUGAGAAGGUAGGGCGAUCACUGCAACCGCUAACUUCUCUGUCAUUUUUUUCGAGGGUUGUUCAACUUGCUUGCAAUCUGAAGAACCGAGUAACGUAGCACAUCUUUUAAUUUCAGCUCGGUUUGGGCCUCUUCCCAAGUAGAACGGAAUUCCUUAGGCGUUUGGCUCUUGACCAGCCGGACUUGGAGGACUAUGUAGGUGCCACUAUUAUUUACCAAUCGACUGAAGCUCAACCUUUGAUCCGAGUCUACUUGCUCGGCAUCAUGCCUAUGUUUUUUUUACCUCCCCAUGAUUUUGUCAACAUCACGAAGUGCAAGCUUCGUUCGCAAUUGGACAUUUGUGCGAAGUUAGCAGUGAACUGUUAUAGGCGUAAGCGACGCAGGGGCGACCCCUGACAUAAUGUGAACGUGUAGAUGCCGAGAUUAAUUGGCGCGACGCCAAGUACUUUAGCGAUCCUUCAUAUAGAAGAGACUGCGCUGAUUUCAACUACCGCCAAUUAUGGCGCUCACUUUGCCCUUGUUGCAAAUCUUUCUUCUUACCUGCGACUAUUUCGCCCAGUGAGAGACUACUUCUGUGGUCUAAAGUUACCCCCAUUGUUUUGCAGUGCCUACCUAAAACGAACAAAAAUGUUGUACAUGGGAAUAGAAACUGCAGUCGAUGUUACACACGUACCUUUCACUAUAAACCAGCUCGCGCUCAAGUCACCAAUACACUCAUGGAAUAGCAGUUGCUCUUAUCGUUCCUGAUGAACGAACUGCCUUAAAAUACCUAAAGCCCAUGGCAGCUGAAUUCCGGGGCACACGGUGGCGCCCGUAUUUCUUCCAGCAAUUGAUGAAUACCACCACCGCUCUACUACCAGAAUAUCGCAUUGAGCAAAAUAUCGUCUUCUGGCAAACGAGACUUUGAAAGCACGGGAUACGUUGACCUUUACGCCUUGUUCUUUAAGGGCCUUUGACCUCAAAAACCUCUGUUACAGUCCUCCUGUUGGAACGUGGUGAGAUUGGGAGGAGAAAAGUCGAGACUGCGUGAUUGUUCCUUACAUAAUGCUGGUCACACACACAUGCCAGUUCGACCAUCGCAAACGACGACAUCCACCGCCUACCCCAUUGGUGACUUGUGCGUGGAUUAGUUUCUAGUGCGGCAGGCCUACGCAGCACCGACAGCACUCCUUUCCUCUCCUAGCAAAUAUCAUCGCUAAUCUGGGAUGGACGGGGUAAUCGCCAAAGCCCUAUGGCUGGCUCAUAGUUUGUGUUUAAUCGUUUGGACGCAUCAAUACAGCGUGGCCAUGCGCCGCGGUUUCGCCAUCAAGGCAAGCCUACCUUCGUCCCCGAAGACAAACAAACCGGAGUUAAUUUGCUCCCAAGUAAGGCGGAUAUUCUUGAUAUCUGUGCUGUACAAUAUUAGCAAUUUUGGCGUCAGCUGUGAUAGAAAAGAUGAACGAUCUCUCAGACUAAGUCCUAACCCUCCCCAUCAUCAGUCACAGAUAUUUUUCAUGUGCUAGUACGCUGGUGGGUGCAGAGUUUUAGGGCAGACUGUGUGUGUGUGACAUGCGUUAACCAACGACAAGGCCUUCUCCCGUGGUUGGGCAAUGUCAAGACGACCGGAGGCGGGCGCAGACACAGGCGAACAGCGUGUCUGUGCGUGCAACUCGCGGCCUGGUCCUCGUCACAUGCUCCAGGCCUCUGUUAGAGGGCUCGGAUCUAACAUGUAUGAGGGCCAUUAGGGCCACAUUGAGAGGGAGCCAUUGCGGCCGGACUCUGUCCUGGCAGCCUUCAUAACCAUUCAAUUGCGUCAGAAUUAUUAGAGGGAUAAGUUCGCUGAUUUACCGGGGUAAUGGAACCCCCAGUGUCGACGUCUUUUUUUCCCUCCACAAUUCAGCAGUCGGCUCUCCGAUUUGGUCAGACACACACGCAAGUCGUCUCUGUUUCAUAAGUAAUCGUGGCCUUUCGUUUCCCGCUCAUCACACUCGUCUAGACCCAGUUAGGUCUAAUACAACAGGACUGCUCGUCUUGAGGAAGGGAGGGAGGAGAGAAGGGUCCAAAGCACCAGCUUUGCUUAUUUUUUUGAGACUCUGGAACACGAUCUUCGCCAGCAACUUUCUUCCUGCCUUGACUUUCUAUGCAUUUCCGACUCACCUUUACAGUCAGUUUCAUUUUCCCCUCUGCCUCCAGGUUAUGGAGAGACUCAGUUCAUUUGUAAAGGAUUACCGGCGAAAACUGGUCCCUUUGUGCAAUAUUCUCGUCGAGUACGGUCUAGAGGACGCUCGUGCCUCUAACUCCCCUGAGGAGGUGACCUCAAGGACGGAGGAAGAAGAGGCUGUUGUUGUUAGGUGAUCAAACCCCUCCGUUCUGAGAAAGAAACUCUUAUUGCAGCUUUCCUGGUUUCCUGCAGCUUGAUUCGUCAAAUAUUCGGCCGCGUCCUGCGUCUUUCGAUCUGUGUUUCUUCCGUUGUAUCUGA